CACACACACACAGAGAGAGAGAGAGAGAGAGAGAGUGAGAGAAGCACGGACAGAUGAGUUCCGCGUAGUGCGCUCAUAGACUGUAAAAAAAUAAAGUGCGCUCUGCAAAAUGUACAUCUGGUUCACCGUGUUCGCCGGACUGGCUAUUCUGUCCUUAGCCUUCCUCAAGUCACUUCUCCCUCACUUUGUCGAGGACUCCACGUACAUCCUGAGGAGCCUCAAACUCGGCUUCAGACUCGUCAAAUACAAGAAGAUCAAACCUUUCUACAGCGUCGUGGACUGCUUCUCGGAUGCAGUGAAGAGGCACCCCAAUAAGAUCUUCCUCCACUUCGAGGGUCUGCAGUAUUCCUAUGGAGAUGUGGAUAAACAGAGCAACAAGGUGGCCAGAGCUCUGCAGGCUGAAGCAGGGCUGAAGGAGGGGGACACAGUCGCUCUGUUUCUGGCCAACGAGCCCAGCUAUGUGUGGACUUGGCUCGGUUUGGCCAAGCUGGGCUGCCCUGCUGCCUUGCUCAACUUUAACAUCAGGUCCAAGUCUCUGUUGCACUGUUUCUCCUGCUGUGGGGCCAAAGUCAUCAUCGCCUCUCCAGAGCUGCAGGACGCUGUGGAGGAGGUUUUACCGACACUGAAAGAGCAGGAGAUCCGUGUGUUCCUCCUGUCUGAGUCCUGCAGCAUCGACGGCAUCAGUGCUUUGUCUGACAAGAUCUCCCAGGCUUCAGAUCAGCCACUGUCCCGGGACCUAAGGGCAAAUAUCAACAUCAGGAGCACGGCUCUGUACAUCUACACGUCAGGAACAACAGGUUUGCCUAAGGCAGCUGUUGUCACCCAUGAGAGGAUCUGGGCUGCCUCCUUCCUGCAGGCAGUGUGUGGAGUCACAGCGGAGGACGUCUUCUACAUCAACCUGCCUCUCUACCACAGUGCAGGCUUCCUCAUCGGGAUGGUCGGAGGCAUUGAGAGAGGUUUGACCAUUUUUCUGAGGAGAAAGUUCUCGGCCUCUCAGUUCUGGGACGACUGCAGGAAGUAUAAUGUGACGGUGAUGCAGUACAUCGGGGAAACAAUGCGCUAUCUCUGCAACACACCCCAGAAAGACAGUGACAAAAACCAUAGUGUAAGGAUCGCCAUCGGAAAUGGAGUUCGCACAGACGUGUGGUCAGAUUUUCUAAAUCGCUUCGGUGACAUCAAAGUCAAAGAGCUGUACGCAGCCACAGAGGGAAACAUCGGCUUCAUCAAUUACACUUCCAAGAUCGGUGCUGUGGGAAGAGUCAAUUUUGUCCACAGGUUUUUCUUCCCCUACACUUUAAUCAAGUUUGAUAUCGCGAAGGAGGAGCCUGUGAGGAACUCUGAGGGUCUGUGCAUCCAAGCAGCCAGAGGUGAGACGGGACUGUUAGUUGGAAAGGUCACUCAAAGGUCUCCUUUUGUUGGCUACGCUGGAAACAAGCAGCAGACUGAGAAAAAGAGGCUUCGUGACGUGUUGAAAAAAGGCGACCUGUACUUCAACACCGGAGAUUUACUUCGGUUUGAUCACGACAACUUUGUGUACUUUCAGGAUCGUGUUGGUGACACUUUCAGGUGGAAAGGAGAGAAUGUCGCCACAUCAGAAGUUGCAGAUAUUCUUACACUGGCUCAUUGCAUCCUGGAGGCAAAUGUGUAUGGGGUUCAAGUUGAAGGUCAUGAGGGUCGGAUUGGCAUGGCAGCUCUCACUUUGAAAGAAGGAGAGGAUUUUGACUCUUCAGACAUUUACAAACAGGUCAUCACCUACCUCCCGGCUUAUGCAAGACCUCGAUUCAUCAGGAUCCAGCCAUGUCUGGAGAUGACGGGGACGUUCAAGAUGAAGAAAGUGAAGCUGGUGGAGGAGGGAUUCAACCCAGAUCACAUCAAAGAUCCUUUAUACUUUUUAGAUCCUGAGAAAAAGAUGUAUGUUCCCAUGACUGAGGAGAUCUACAGAGCAAUCGCUUCAAGAGAAAUAAAACUCUAACACAGAACUCAAAGCCAGUCUUGUUUCACAAGAGGGAUCACUCGUUUUCAAAGUAGCAGCUCAUUCAAGGAACUAUUUUUUUAUCUUGUGUUUCUGAUGAGAGUGAGAUAUAACAGCACCAGUUGGUAAGCAUUCACCACGACACAAUGCAGUGUGUCCGAGUGUCCUCAUAUUUACUGUCCAUUCCCUCUACAGCCCUACGCCCUGCUAAUAACAAGAGUAAAGACUAACACACUAACAGGUUAAGACAAACAAAUCACCGGCAGGACAAGUAUUCCAAAUAAUAUAAUAAUGAAAACCAAGUCUAGAAACCUUAUCCAUAUUAUUUUAUAUAUAUAUUUUUUCUUUAAUGGUUUAAUUCCAGGUAUUUGUUUAAGGGAAAAUUUCACAGAUGGAGUAAAAACAUGUUUCCCAAAUGGAUUAAUGCAUUUCAAAAAGUUUUACUACUUAUUAUUAAUUCUCAGUUUUAUAUUGGAUCUCAUUUCAAAAUCAUCCACAAUGUUUAAUAAAUAGAAACUAAGUUUUAAGAUGGGAUUCUAUUUCUUUUCAUUCCAUUGGUAGAGUUAAUCAUUUAUAAUAAUAUCCUGUUUUAUAUGAUCUUUGAGAGGGAUUUACUUUUCUUUGAAUAGAUGAUCUGAAUAUUUAUGUCCAAGCUUUUUAAAAGCACAGUGAAAAGGAAAUAUGUGUUUUGUUUGUGUCAUUCAUAAGAGGCGAGCGGAAAAUGUGUUGAAAUGAAUCAUAUACCGAAUUUAUUACAGAAUUUUCAGUUUUACUCUAUAAAUGUGAUUACAUAUUCUGGAUCUCUUAUAUAUAGAGUGAAGUCGUCUGCAUACAGUGAUAUUUUGUGUUUAUUUCAGGACGGAUGAGUCAUAAUAUUAAAUGUUUUCUCACAUGUACUUAAUGACAAUGCAUAAUGAAGCUAUGAAUUCAUUCAAAAAUCUGGGAUCACAUUAUUUAUUUUUUUCUCAUAAUAACAAGUGAACUUCUUGAAAAGGCUGAAAUUCAUGAUUCACGGGAUUCCAGCAUUUUUACUCUGUGAAAACAAGUUAAUGAAGUUAAGAUCUCGAGAAAACAACUGAAAUGUACAGGUCAUCACAGGAAAAUGAAGUUAAGUUAAAUAAAAUGUAUCGAUGCAUGUCCGCUUCGGGCUUCCAUACAACAAAACCCUCCUAUAGGAUUUAAUUAAGAAAUAUCUUAAAAUAAAUGUUUACUGUGGCCAUCAUUGAUAAAAUCUCACAGUUAGUUUUGCCACAUUCUGCUAACCCUUUUGAAGACUUUUGUUAUGAAUUAGAUUUCAUAUUGUAAGUAUUCUGAUUAGAUUGUUCUAAAUAGAAUUAAGCAUGUAAUUGAAAUCCUCACCCAUCACUUCAAACCCUUUGACUGUCAAAAUAAGAGCAAAGGUGAUUGAUGCCUACAAAUAGAUUAAAAACAAACAUCUGUUUUGGAACAUUUGUAACAUUGAACUACUCUCAGGAACAGACUUACUGUGAAACAUUGCAUCAUGUACUGCCUCUGUUGUAGUUUUAAUAAAUACACUCUGGUUUCUUUUUC
Molecule: messenger RNA, 3523 nt
Organism: Labrus bergylta (ballan wrasse)
Lineage: Eukaryota; Metazoa; Chordata; Actinopteri; Labriformes; Labridae
Product: hsFATP2a_ACSVL_like domain-containing protein
Molecular function (GO): long-chain fatty acid-CoA ligase activity; long-chain fatty acid transmembrane transporter activity
Source: RefSeq, a predicted model, not a curated record